Molecule: messenger RNA, 429 nt
Organism: Spirodela intermedia
Lineage: Eukaryota; Viridiplantae; Streptophyta; Magnoliopsida; Alismatales; Araceae
Source: the annotation of a GenBank genome assembly
AUGUCAAAGCCUGUUGCCUGCAUCCCCACGUGGUUCGUGAUCCGGUUCUUUAUGGUUCCCCAUAUGUACGUCGAGGUCAUCAGAGCCGACUUGAUUAUUGCCGGCGGCGACCAGGUGGGAUGAGCGGACUUGAUCAGCGCUGCUACGCCGCUCACGUGGGGUGUGGCCAUGGAGGUACCGGAGAUUAUGUUGAAAGACAACUGGUCGUCGGGGGAUCCCACCGGUGUAGGCCACGCCGCAAGGAUGUUGACCCCUGGGGCGACGAUGUCUGGCUUCAGGAUUCCUGGGCUGGCGGUGCUGGGUCCCCUCGAAGAGAAGUACGCCAUCGCUGGCGUGAACGGCCCUCCAGUAACGGCGCCCUUGAAGACGAUGGUAGCCGUCGCACUGCUGCUAGACGCUAUGUACUGUUUGAUCACCAAUCCGGCGUAA